ACUCUAGCAAACAGGAGACCUCCGCUCGGUGGUCUCCCGUCCUUCAGGUGAGGGGCGCCGGGGCCGUGGGGCGAAGCGCUGCUGGUGCGGGGAGCGCCGGGAUUUCUGUUCCCCUUUUCCCCUCUCCCCGUCGGGGAGUGAAGGCGCGUCCGAAGAGCGCGGAGCGGCCGCGGCGCCUCACGCUCGUGUUCGCGGGUGCGGUAGCGCCGCCUGCCGCCAUGUGGGGGCGGCUGCCUCUGCCUCAGGUGGCCCUGGCCGUGGCGCUCGGCGUGGCCAGCGGCCUCUACAUCUACCGGCCCGUCUUCCAGCCGCCCCCGCAGCCCCCCGACGGCGCGGCGGGGCCGCCGGCGGACGCCGUGCCGGCGAAGAGGCCGUGAGGGAGUCGUGUGAGCCGCGCCGUUCCCCGGUACCGCCUGGCAGCCCGGACCUGUGCGCCCCCCCGGCAGAGAAAAUGGCGCCCAAGCAUCUCAGCGUUCGUCGCCUGCCGGGGAACGUCCCUCCGGCGGCGGGCGCCAGCCGUGGCCAUCCCCAGCAGCCGCCUCGGCAGCCCGGCCCGGCCCCGCAGCACCCCGCCGGCUGGAGGUGUACCUGCGGACCUGGUGUGACCGGAACCGGCCUGUCCCGGCGUGAACGUUGACAUUCGUAUAAAAUCCUGAAUGUUUAAAGGGUUGUCUUCGCGUCUGAGUUUAAAUAACCAGUGGGGAACUGGAAAAAGAAAGGCGCUGUUGCACAGUUACACUUCAUGGUGUUUUCUGUUUUGUUUUGGUUUUUUUUGCUUGCAUCUGAUCUGAUCCUCCAAGCGAUAAAUAUUGUUUUUAUCUA
Molecule: messenger RNA, 822 nt
Organism: Chroicocephalus ridibundus (black-headed gull)
Lineage: Eukaryota; Metazoa; Chordata; Aves; Charadriiformes; Laridae
Product: protein PIGBOS1-like
Exons: 1
Coding region: 219-377 (52 amino acids)
Source: RefSeq, a predicted model, not a curated record